ACAGAUAUCAGUUGUAUAUCAUGCAAGUUAAACAUUCAACAACAGUGAUGGAUAUUUGUUGAAAAUUUAUUCAUAUUUUAAAAGAAAAUUGACAAAAACACAAUGAAUCAAAUUGAAGGUAUACUGUUUGAGAGUGAUUCAUUGUCGAAUCAUAAUCAGCCGGUGUUAUUGAAUCGAAUAAAAAUGGGUGAAGUGUUUCAAUUGCCAAAUGAACGAUAUGCGCUUGUUUGUAUUCAUUGUUCGGAGGAAUUUCAGUAUUUCUCUGAAUUUACAUUGCAUGUUCAGGACCAUUUUUUGCAAAUGAACGCUCAGAUAGACGAAAUGGAGACAAUAAACACCGAGUCGAUCAAAACAGAGAUGGAAAUCAUUGAUAGCAUUUCGAGAUCUUCCAUAAAAUCAGAGACAAGUAUACAAGAAUCAAAUGUACUCAAUCAAAAACAAGACAUUGAAGCAAAUGUAAAAACCGACAUCGAUUAUUCCGACGAUGAUUUUAGCAAUUUGUUGGACGUUUGUAUCGAUAACAGCUGUGAUGAACAAGAAGAAAUACCCACGGUACCGGCGAAGCAAGCAACUACAAAAGAAUUGGUGAUAAAAUCAACAACAAAAUCAAAGGCAAAGCGCAAAACAAAAGCAAAGACCACCAAACCGUGCAAAAAACCAAAACGAAUGAAACUGGAAUCGAUUGAAGUAGCAAAUGCUUACGAAAAUUUAUUGGCAGAAUAUAGAGAUUCAAUCGAAGAUGCAAUGGAUCCGGUCAAAUUUGAAAUAUUCAAAGCAGAAAAGGUGGACGGAUUAUUUCCAUGCACGAUAAAAGAUACGGCUGAAGUUCGACUUUUAGCAGCAUUGUCAUUGAAUUCUUUCAAAUAUGAAAAAGUCGACAAAGAACAUCUAUGUCCGGUGUGUAAAGCACCAUUUCCAAAUCCCGCAUCAGUCCGCAGACAUGUUUUUUCACACGUCAAAGAAAAGGUAUUUCUGUGCGGUUUCUGUGAGCAAAAAUUUCGAACAAUCAGAUACCUUCGGGGCCAUUUGAGAGAGAAGCAUCAAAAUGAAAAGCAAAAAUUUGAAUGUUUCCUAUGUCACAAACAAUUUUCACACAAUCAAUUCCGUGCGAUGAAGGACCACAUUCAAUCACAUCAAUUUGCCAAUCUACAUUGUACACUUUGUAAUAAAAAAUUUAAGGAAUAUCGUUUCUACCAAUUGCACAUGAUAAACAUACAUCCGCAUGGUAUCGACCUAAACAAUCAAAAUCGACCGCAUCAAGAGCCAAUUGAUUAUCGUCAAAAACCGGUGAUAACAUCGUUUGAAUGUUACUUGUGUCGGAAGAAUUUCCGAGAACGUCGAUUGCUACGUAGUCAUAUGAAGUUGCACAUCCAACAGCCGCGGUUGUGUUUAGUCUGUGGUAUUUUCUGCAGUAGCGCCACAUCGCUCAGUCGUCAUAUGAAGCUCCACGAUUCGGACGAGACCAAAUCUCAUUUUUGUAAUCUUUGCAAUAAGGGAUUUAAAGUGCGGCAGUACUUACUCCGACAUAAUCGCAAAGAGCACGGUAUAUGGGCUGAUAAUACUCCACCAAAAUGUUCAAUAUGCGGACAAGAGUUUGAUAAGAAGAGCCUGCUCCAUGAGCACAUGAAAACACAUCCAUUCGAAGAAACGAGGAAUUUUAUGUGCAACAUUUGCAAUCAUGCCGCGAAAAAUGCAUACAAUUUAAAACGACACAUGCAAACACAUAGCAACGAUCGGUCGUUCGAAUGUCAUAUAUGCGCGAAAACAUUCCAUCCGAGAUAUGCUAAAGAUCACAUGAAGUCACACACCGAAGCACCCAAACACAAGUGUCCAAUAUGCACAAAAAAGUUCAAACGCAAAUAUGCGCUAAAGCAACAUAUGUAUCAACACGGCGGUGCUCCAGAACAUAAAUGUGAUAUUUGUGGCAAAGCAUUUGCCAGAACCGAUAAAUUGUUGCGCCAUCGACGGCGACAUGGCAUACCAUUGAAUUAUCACUGCAAAAUUUGUCUCAAAGGAUUUAUCUCCCAAAAAUCGUAUUUGCUGCAUGAAUCCAGCCACAUGAAAGAAAAAACAUCAACCGAUGUUAAUCAAUUUAAAUCGGAAUUGUUAGAUGAUCAUUAAAAUUGUAUUUGUUA
Contarinia nasturtii (swede midge) is the source of this 2135-nucleotide messenger RNA. Its product is annotated as zinc finger protein 878-like. The record is from RefSeq and is a predicted model, not a curated record. The coding region runs from base 103 to 2121 and encodes 672 amino acids. The transcript has 4 exons. NCBI's taxonomy places the organism in Eukaryota, Metazoa, Arthropoda, Insecta, Diptera, Cecidomyiidae.